CAGCGAGUCAAUGUGCCAACAGCUCUGCCUGCUUCAUGGUAGACUGCCUCCCCCUCCCUGCCUCCCUCUCCCUCCCUCCCUCCUCUGUCCAAAGUUGUAUAGGCGCACUCUGUGUCUGUACUUAGCCUUAGGAACACAUCAGAGCCUGCAGGGUAAAGGCUGAAAGAGACAGAUCUGCCCGUGAGCCCCGCGCCCCGAGCCCCGAGCCAUGGCUCUGCUGCUGGACAGCUCUCACACCACGGCGGCUUACUACUGCCUGAUCCGCCGCAGGUUCAAGAGGAGGAGGAAGAAACGCUGCGAGCGCAAAGGUCGAGUGGGAGCUCGGCUACCUCGAAACCAACAGAGGCUGCUCACCAUCGAGGGGGACGAAGCCGAAAGCAUGAGUUCAUGCAGCACAGAUGUUAAGGAAAAUCGGAACUUGGACAACCUCUUCUCCAAAGAGGGGGUUGCAGCUGAGGCUGCUCAACUCCCCAAUGGGAGUGCUGGGGGUGGGAGGAAACGUCCCUUAGAGGAGGGCAAUAAUGGGCAUGCACAUUCCAAGUACAGGCCCAAGAAGCGUAAGAAAGUCCCUGGGCCCAUUCUUCCUAAGAAUGCCCUAAUGCAGCUGAAUGAGAUCAAGCCAGGGCUGCAGUACAAACUGCUCUCUCAGACCGGGCCAGUCCAUGCGCCCGUCUUUGUGAUGACUGUGGAGGUCAACGGGCAGCUCUUCGAGGGUUCGGGUCCUACCAAGAAGAAAGCCAAACUGAACGCAGCAGAGAAGGCCUUGCGCUCCUUCGUCCAGUUCCCCAACGCAUCCGAAGCCCACAUGGCCAUGGGCCGGACUCUGUCUGUUCACACGGACUUCACCUCGGACCAGGCUGACUUUCCGGACAUGCUCUUUAAUGCCUUUGAGACAUCCACUCCUGUAGAUGACCCGUUUUACCUCGCAUCCAACAGUAAUGGUUCCUUCAGCUCACUGGGAAUAGAGUACCCAUUGCUACCCUCCCCUGUCCCAAAUCUGGUCCAGGCCCCCUUACCUCCAGCCCCCUCCACCUUUAUGUCCCCUACAAGCGGCAAGAAUCCUGUCAUGAUCCUCAACGAGUUGCGGCCGGGCCUCAAGUAUGACUUUGUGUCAGAGAGUGGGGAGAGCCAUGCCAAGAACUUUGUCAUGUCAGUGACGGUAGAUGCUCAGAAUUUCCAGGGUUCUGGGCGGAACAAGAAGCUGGCCAAGGCCCGGGCUGCCCAGGCUGCUUUAUCUGCUCUGUUUAACAUGCAGCUGGAUCAGGCACCAUCAAGACAGCCUAUACCCAGAGAAGGACUGCAGCUUCACCUGCCACAGGUCCUGGCAGAUGCCGUCUCUCGUCUUGUCGUCGACAAGUUCAGCGAACUGACAGACAGCUUCACGUCUCCGCACGCUCGGCGAAAAGUAUUGGCAGGCGUUGUCAUGACAACAGGUUCUGAUGUGAAGGAGGCUGAGGUCAUCUGCGUGUCAACAGGGACAAAGUGCAUCAACGGUGAAUACAUGAGCGAUAGAGGUUUGGCCCUCAACGACUGCCACGCUGAGAUUGUGGCUCGUCGGUCGCUCAUCAGGUACCUGUACUCUCAGCUGGAGCAUUUCCUCAGUAACCACGAAGAGGAGCACCACAAAUCCAUCUUUACCAGGUGUGACAACAGACAAGGCUUCAAACUGAAGGAAAACGUCCAGUUCCACCUGUACAUCAGUACCUCCCCCUGUGGAGACGCCCGGAUCUUCUCUCCUCAUGAAGCUGGAGUUGAGGAUCAGGGAGACAGACACCCGAACAGAAAAGCUCGAGGUCAGCUCCGCACUAAAAUCGAGUCUGGUGAAGGAACCAUCCCAGUACGCUCCAGUAACACCAUUCAGACGUGGGAUGGGGUUCUUCAGGGUGAGAGGCUGCUCACCAUGUCCUGCAGUGACAAGAUUGCGAGGUGGAAUGUGGUCGGUUUCCAGGGCUCUCUGAUGAGCUACUUCACCAAGCCCAUCUACUUCUCCAGCAUCAUUCUGGGCAGCCUGUACCACGCCGACCACCUCUCCAGAGCCAUGUACCAGAGGAUUACGGAGAUUGAGGACCUGCCACAGUCCUUCAGCUUGAACAAACCACUGCUCAGCGGAAUUAGUAACGCAGAGGCUCGUCAGCCGGGAAAAGCACCCAACUUCAGCGUGAACUGGACGGUGGGAGAUCAAGGGCUAGAGGUGAUCAAUGCCACCACGGGGAAAGAUGACCUGGGUCGACCCUCCAGGCUCUGUAAACACGCUCUCUACAGCCGAUGGAUGCGUCUGCACUGCAAGCUCUCCCCCACCCUGCGGAUCAGAACCACGAGGCCCAGCAGCUACCACGAGGCCAAGCAGGCAGCGAUGGAGUACCACAGCUCCAAGCAGACGCUCUUCAGAGCCUUCCACAAAGCCGGUCUGGGCGCCUGGGUGAAGAAACCUAUAGAGCAGGACCAGUUUGCACUCGCCACCUGAGUUAGUGCCUGACCGGUGACGGCGGCGGUCGUGAUCUUUGACAAAACACACACACGUCAGAGUGCUCGCUUUACUUUCUGUAACAGUUUCAGUGGUGGAACACUUUCCUUCUGGAUUGUCACGGACUGGACUGUGUUACUGAGAAGAACGAGGAUGUCAGAACCCAUGGAUUUAACAUUCCUCCUUAAUUUUUAUAGCCUCAUGCUAGUCCCUCUCUGCCAGCACUACACAUGAAAAAAAAAGAUUAUUAUUCAGUCAGUUAUGCAAAUUUAUACAAAGGACAAAUGUAAAAAGAGACUUUGGUGAUGGAAACCUGUAAACAGCAUUGUUAGCUAAAAAGGCACUUGUUUAUGUAAGAGUGGUGAUAUAUUCAUUUUGCAUGUAUGAUACCAAAUUCAUAGAAAGUCUCCAGUAAAAGGUUUGUUAUCAUGUUGUGUAGUGUGAUCUCCAAUUAUCAGUGUCGUGAUAACUCGAGAAUGUCCUCCUGCAGUUUGUAAAACUCUUUUAUCUGCUCUGCUGCAGUUCUUCGGCUGCAAAUUUGAGGCCACGCGAAUAUUUAUUUUUUAUUUUUAGCUAAGAAUACGCACACGCCACGACAGAAAACACUUCAUUAUGACAUUAGAAGAUAGACCUCCACAGCUCCACCCUCCAUUUCAAAGACAGGUUUUACUCUGAUUUGUUUUUUUCUCUACAAAACUGAAUCUGAUUGGUGAACCUGCCUGUGCUGUUUGGGUUUAAAAGAGCUUCUAUACUGUAAAUGAGUCAAAUCAGUCCAGACUGUAAAAUAACAUAGAUGAAGAGUCACACAAGUUCCUCAAGAUAUAUUUGAAAGAUUGCACAUCCAAAUUUGGUCAAAGGAAGGAAAACCAGGAAACCACCACGGCUGACUGUGAUAGGCUCACACACCUGUCAAUCAAAGGAAUACAACCUAAAACAUUGUUGUGUUUCAAAAUUUCUCAGUCAUCUCUGUACAACAUUCCACAUUUAGUCAAGACCGUCCAUUUUAUCCAGGUUGCUUUGGUUUUUGGGACAAUUCUCCCAGCAUGCAUUUCACAUCAACCAUUAAGAUUUUUAGAUUUUAACAUAGCACCUAUGGAGAUUUGCUCUGACAGUUUCAAAUGUGUAAAAACCAGACCAGCCUCUGCUGCUGUCGAUGUUUUAUAUAUUUAACACUGUACAACAGCUACAACGAUUUGGAACAUUAGCCACCAUAUGAAGUACAGAUGGAUGUACAGUAUGGAUUUGAGAAAGAGUUUGCUUUAUUGUUUAUGGAUUCCAUUUUCAUUCUUAAAAGGUGCCAGAUGUAACAUUCUGGUGCAUUUUAUGUUUGAAUCACUUUUUAUCGCUAAAUGGGUGAACAGGAAGUUAGGUAACUUCAAAACAUCUUAUAUUCCUUCUUCUAUUUUCUAAUUCUAUAUGUUUUUUUUUUUUACAACAUUAGCAAAACAUAAACAUGUUAUUUUUGUAUGAAAAUAUGAAAUAUUUGAAGAAACAUCAAUAUGCAUCAGUGUACAAUAUAGGCGAUGAUAUUUUCUUUACUUUAGUUCACAUUGUACAAAUUCAGGGGAUGGAGUCGCAAACUUGAGAAACAUGAACAGAAUAUUUUUUCAUUCAUAUGGUCGGUAGAGCGGGAAAAAAAACAUCUUCAGGACAGCGUUAACCUUUGCUGAAAGACAUUCUGGUUCAUGUCUAGCAUGCAUUUUAAUAAUAAUACUGAGAGGUGCAAACUGUGAGGCUACUAAGACCUAAACAUAUGAUGAAAGUUGUAUUUGGAAGCUGCUUUCAUUCAAUAUAAAUGCAGUCAUACUUUUAUUGCAGCAAGAUGGAGAUGAAAACUAUGAAUCACUUCUGUUUUGUUCAUUGAAUCCAAUGCAAAACAAUGGUCUAUAAGGACAAGCAUUUAUCUACUGUACAACAGAGUUAUGACAUUCACAUCACAUUCAGUCAGUUUUGAAUGUAACAAGCUACUGAUUCAGUAAGUGAUGAUAAUGAUUCAGUACCCUCAAUUCAGCUUGAGGGUUUUGUCUAUACAUAGCCUAAUCUGUUCUUAUUGCCAGGUCGCCAAAUUCAGACACCAUGUCGGUAUUUGUCCCUUAAAUCUCAUACAGAUGCACAGAGAACCCUUUAGCGUCUAUAUUAGAUGCACCGGGCUUCAAUGUAAACCCAUCUGCGUCAGGCAAUGUAGUAUAAAGACAAUCUUCAUCUUCAGUCGUCAUCUGGAGGUGGCUCAGACACACCCAGGACAUUCGUCCAGGAUACCAGGGUUUGUGUCCCAUGUGAAACCAAGUUAUGUAACAUGCAUCAUCAUCUGUGACUGGUGACAUCAAUGUAUGUACUGUACGUAAUGUGAUGUAGUUAUUUGAGCCCAAACUACAGUUUUUUCCUAAAUGUAACCAAGUAGUUUUGGUGCUUAAACCUGACCAUUUCAUAACAUUAGAUAGGGGAAAAUGUAAGGGUAAAAAGGUAUGUCAGACACUACAGCUGCUAAAGGGUUCCCCGUGAAUCUGUAUGAGAUGCCUGAACCCUGGUAUGAGAACAGGUUGACUGAGCACCUUCACAGCCAGCAUCUAGUGGCCAUUAGAGGAACUACAGGCAGACUAAGGCACUCAGCUAUGGUGGUUGAUCUGGACUGAUGCUUCAGUUGGUUCAGUUUGCCUUUCAGGGGUCAUUUUCUUCUAGUUGGAUGGCACCAAACCUUGCUAUGUUCACAUUUGACCAAACAAAGGAAACACUCCAUACAUUGAACAAACAUGUCAGGUGUGAACACACCCUAAAAUAUCUCUCCUAAUAUGAGCUGUGUUGCACUAGAUCAGAUUAACAAAUCUUAUGCAAUGAAACUCAACAAACAUUUCAGAGUCUGUGAACCUCUCCUCCACUGAUAAUCCAUAUGCAGUAACGACAGUAAACUCAGACCCUGCUAGUGUUGUUGGCGUUCACACUUCAGUCACUAAAAAGCUCACCAAAGAUGAUGUCAGCAUUUGUCAGACUUUUGAAAUUUCAGAUUUUCCGUGUUGUUUUUCACACAUUCAAAAUGUUCGUUUUUAUUACUGUAACCUGCCUCUACAAACCUUGUGUCUCGAACAAUUCAAAUGUACGUUUGUGAUGACGUGUGAAGUGGUGUUUUACGUGUGAUGUUCUACUCUUUCGAACCAAACAUGAAUCCCACAAUCACCUGUUUCCUCUAUAGCAAAUGUAAAUUUUAACUUUCAGAUAUGUUUUUAAUUUUCUAAAUUCUUUAUUUUGCUGUGAACAUCCUCUGGAUGUAAACCUCCAGCCUCAAACCCACACAGGGCAUAUUUAACUUAUUUACUUUCGAUGUAGGCGGAGGUCUUUUCUUUAUAUAUAUAUUUUGAACGUGCAUCCUUCUGCUUCUAUUUAAUAGCUGAAAAUAUGUCUUAACUCUGAGCAUGUGCAAACCUGUUCCUGUCUCAGCAUACCUGACUCCAGGCUCGGGCCCUCAGGGUUUUUGGAGGUGCCGGCCAAUUAUGUUUCCACAGGAUAUGCACUUUUUAAAAAGGGAAAUAAUUAUAUUUUCCAUUGAUUUUGAGGUAAAGCAACAGUGAAUGGAUGAAUGGGAGAAUAUUUUCCACUGUAUGUCAAUCCUCCCUGUCUAUACGUUGAUGGUUGGUGAGCCUCGACGGUUCUGAUGGGUUCAUGCAGUAUGUUAUUGAUUUGCCCCCAUAAAAUAUAGCAAGGCUGUGGGGCCUAAUGCAUGAGCUCUACCUGUAAAGCAUGGAAACUAUAAAUAUAAAAUAUGUAGAAACUGAGUCAAGUCACUGAGCUAGAGAUUUAAUAAAAUGCUAUUACACUCA
This is a messenger RNA of Larimichthys crocea (large yellow croaker), 6276 nucleotides long. Its product is annotated as double-stranded RNA-specific editase 1. Gene Ontology annotation, molecular function: adenosine deaminase activity; double-stranded RNA adenosine deaminase activity; double-stranded RNA binding. NCBI's taxonomy places the organism in Eukaryota, Metazoa, Chordata, Actinopteri, Sciaenidae. Gene Ontology annotation, cellular component: cytoplasm; nucleolus. Gene Ontology annotation, biological process: RNA processing; adenosine to inosine editing. Bases 209 to 2464 code for a protein of 751 amino acids. The record is from RefSeq and is a predicted model, not a curated record. The transcript is spliced from 10 exons.